AUGGUGAUGUUCAAAAGGUCAAAGAAGACCGUGGAGACCGUGGAAACGCUGCCGACGGGUGCGGACACUGACAAUGCCCGGUUACCGGACAAAAACGGACUCGAAACACACAACGAAAAGUGUAGGCCAGAAGGAACGACAAACGAUACAAACGACACUAACGAAAUGAUGCCCGACCGCGAAAAGAACGGAGCACGACCACCAAUCUUCAGUUCCACGUGGAAAGAAAUUAUCUGCAUUUUCCUGCUUGCUCUCAGUCCCGUUCUGGAAGCCCUCACAACUGGAGCUCUUCUGGUGGCCCUGGAUAAAAUCGGCCAGAGCUACAAGAUUGAGGGAGGACAGCUGUCAUGGACUCUGUCGGCCUUUUCCCUCGGCACUGGAUCGUCUCUUCUGAUCAUGGCAGGUCUGGCGGACUCGUUUGGGCGCAAAAAAACCCUGAUUGCAGGAUACACAGUGUUUGCCGCCACCUCUCUCAUUUCCGGGUUCAUGAAGAACGAUGUGGCCUUUGACGUGCUGCGAGCCAUCCAAGGCGUUGCCACCGGAGCCGCGAUUCCUGCCUCGGUCGGAAUUCUCGGCUCAAUCUACAGAAAGCCCAGCAAACGAAAAAAUCGAGCCAUGGCUGGUUUUGCGGCUGGAGCACCGCUGGGGUUUGUGGUGGGCCUGGUAGUGGGCGGCAUUUGCGGCGAGUUCAUUGGCUGGCAGGGAAUUCUCUUCUUCUUUGCCAUCAUGUACUUUCUGGCUGCACUGGCCUGUGUCUGGUACGUUCCACCAGACCCUCCCAUGAGCAAACCAGAAGUGAUUGAGAAGCUCAAAAAUCUCGACUACGGAGGAGCAGCCCUGUGUCUGGCGGGAUUCACGCUCUUUGUGUUCGCCAUGACCCACGCAGACAGCACAGAGAAGGGCUGGAAGACUCCCUACAUCAUUGGUCUGUUUGUGACCGGAUUCGUGCUCAUUGUGCUGUUUGUUCUCUACGAAUGCUACAUUGCCAGCAACCCAAUCAUGCCGCCUCACAUCUGGAAAUGCAAGGGCUUCGCUGUCUGUAUGGCCUGUGUGGCUUUGGGUAUGUCCACCUUUCUGGGGACCACUCAAUUCUACAUUACUAUGUAUUUCCAGAAUAUCAAGGGCACCAAUCCGAUUCUUACCACCGCUUACUUUGUUCCCAUGGUGGUGGCCGGUAUCUGUGUCAAUGUCUUUGCUGCCAUGACUCUACAUCUCAUCCCUGGCCGGUUUCUCAUGAUGCUGGCCCAGGCCGGCUUCUUUGGAGCAGCUCUGCUCAUGGCUCUGGUUGGAGUACACACUUCCUACUGGGCCAUCCCCUUCCCCGCAGAAAUCCUCUCAGUUAUCGGAGCAGACUUGCUCUACAACGUGUCUACUCUGCUCACCAUUAACUCGGUCAGUGAGGAUCUGCAAAGUCGAGCAGCAGGUAUCUUCAACACCAUUGCCAUGCUGUCUGCAGCUGUCGCUCUUGCUGCUGCCUCUUCCAUUGCCUCGGCCAAGGUCAGUGCCGACGAGACCCACAAGGUGUCCAAGGAGACACUGCUCGACUCUUAUCAUGCUGCCUUUUGGUUCUCGGUCGGUACAUCAGCGGCGGGCUUGGUACUGUCCUUCUUCCUGGAUCUGGGUACAUCCGGCGGAGAUGAGGGGAAGGACGUGGAUCAGGAUACGGAGGAGGUGGAGACGGAUUCCAUCACCGGCGUCAAUAACAACUAG
This is a messenger RNA of Yarrowia lipolytica CLIB122, 1710 nucleotides long. RefSeq lists its product as uncharacterized. Gene Ontology annotation, cellular component: membrane. Gene Ontology annotation, biological process: transmembrane transport. The record is from RefSeq and is a predicted model, not a curated record. NCBI's taxonomy places the organism in Eukaryota, Fungi, Ascomycota, Dipodascomycetes, Dipodascales. Gene Ontology annotation, molecular function: transmembrane transporter activity.